AGGGAACGCAAAGCAAAACUCAAAAGAAAUUGUGAAGAGGAAAAAAAAAAAAAAACGAAACGGCUGAGUCGGCUUGAGGAGGCGAGUUGGGAGACUUUAACUCACUGCCGUAAACCUUUUGUCAAACGGAGUUCAUCAGUCCUUGUCUCCAAACAGGCUCCUAGCUCUCUUCACCGCCAUCGAUUGUAGUGUGUGGGUAGGGCACGGUUUUUGCUGAUUGAUAUCCGUGCUGAUUGAUAUCCGUGCUGAUUGAACUGUUAAAAAUCUGCGGCGGUGGCGGUGGAGGCUGCAGUGGCAGCAACAGGAAUUAAACAUGGAUUUGGUGGCGAGUUGCAAGGACAAGUUGGCUUAUUUCCGAAUAAAAGAGCUUAAGGAUGUUCUUACGCAAUUAGGAAUGUCAAAACAAGGAAAGAAGCAGGAUCUUGUUGAUCGGAUAUUGAACGUGCUCUCUGAUGAUCAAGUUUCAGGAAUGUGGGCAAAGAAAAAUGCUGUAGGGAAGGAUGACGUAGCAAAACUAGUCGAUGAUACUCACAGGAAAAUGCAGGUUUCUGGAGCAACUGAUUUGGCAUCCAAAUCACAAGGUGGUUCUGAAUGCAGUAAUGUAAAGCUGAAGGAGGAAAUUGAGGACUCUUAUCAAACGGAGAAGAUUCGCUGCCCUUGUGGGAGCUCAUUGCCAAAUGAGACCAUGAUUAAGUGUGAAGAUCCAAAAUGCGGUGUGUGGCAACACAUAGGUUGUGUUAUCAUUUCUGAGAAGCCUAAUGAGGGUGCUUUACCUGUCCCUCCAGAGACUUUCUACUGUGAAUUGUGUAGAUUGACUCGUGCAGACCCCUUCUGGGUGACAAUGGCACAUCCUCUAUAUCCAGUGAAGUUACUGAUUACAAGUGUUCCUGCUGAUGGCUCUAACCCUGUACAGAGCAUUGAGAAAACAUUUCAGCUCACUAGAGCGGACAAGGACUUGUUGUCAAAACAAGAGUAUGAUGUUCAGGCAUGGUGUAUGCUUCUUAAUGACAAGGUUCCUUUUAGGAUGCAGUGGCCACAGUAUGCUGACCUACAAGUCAAUGGUGUACCAGUUCGGGCGAUAAAUAGGCCAGGAUCACAGUUGCUAGGUGCAAAUGGUCGAGAUGAUGGGCCUGUUAUCACCCCGUGCACCAGAGAUGGAAUUAAUAGGAUUUCCUUAACAGGAUGCGAUGCUCGUGUCUUCUGUCUGGGUGUCAGAAUUGUUAAGCGUCGGACUGUUCAACAUAUUCUCAACUUGAUUCCCAAGGAAUCUGAAGGGGAGCUAUUUGAAGAUGCGCUUGCUCGUGUGAAACGUUGUGUUGGUGGUGGGACAGAAACAGAAAAUGCUGACAGUGACAGCGAUUUGGAAGUUGUUGCUGAUUUUAUUCCUGUCAAUCUUCGUUGUCCUAUGAGUGGUUCACGAAUGAAGGUUGCUGGAAGAUUUAAACCGUGUGUUCACAUGGGCUGUUUUGAUCUUGAGGUUUUUGUGGAAAUGAACAUGCGGUCUAGGAAGUGGCAAUGCCCCAUUUGUCUCAAGAACUAUUGCCUGGAGAAUAUCAUCAUAGACCCAUAUUUCAAUCGCAUCACAUCUAAGUUGCGGAGUUAUGGAGAAGAAGUGAAUGAGAUUGAAGUGAAGCCCGACGGUUCUUGGCGUGCAAAGGUAGAAGGUGACCGUAGGGGUCUUGGGGAUCUUGGGCUGUGGCAUGCUCCUGAUGGUUCUCUUUCCGCGGAUGUAGAAUCUAAGCCAAAACCUGUGAUGCUGAAGCAGAUUAAACAGGAAGGUGGUUCUGAUGGCCAUGCUGGUUUGAAGCUUGGAAUGAAGAAAAACAGAAAUGGUAUUUGGGAAAUUAGCAAACCGGAAGAUUUGCAGACAUUUUCAUCCGGAAAUAAUUUGAAUGAAGAUUUUUGUCAUAGACAGAAUAUUAUUCCCAUGAGCAGUAGCGCCGCUAGCAGUGACAAAGAUGGUGAAGAUCCUAGUGUUAACCAGGAUGGUGGCGGGAACCUUGACUAUUCAACUAACAAUGGAAUUGAACUUGAAUCAAUCUCUCUGAACAUUGAACCAACUUAUGGAUAUAGCGAUCGAAAUCCAAUUGCACCAUUGGGGGACACUGAGGUCAUUGUCCUAAGUGAUUCAGAGGAAGAAAAUGAACCACUAAUUUCAUCUGGACAUAUCUAUAAGAACCACCAUACUGAUGGUGGUGAAGUUUCAUAUUCAGUUGCUGCACAAGGAAUUCCUGAUUCCUAUCCUGAAGAUCCUACGCUUAACGUAGGUGCAGGUUCAUGCCCCAGUUUUCUGAAUGGCCAUGAUGAUGAUUUGAUGCAUAUGUGGUCUUCGUUGCCUUCUGGCAGUCAGGCGGGCCCUGGUUUUCAGUUAUUUGGUUCGGAUGGAGAUGUCUCUGAUGCUUUUGUUGAUAUGCAGCAGGGUUCCAUUAACUGUACCUCAUCAAUUAAUGGCUACACGCUGGGUGCAGAGACUGCCAUGGGAUCUGCUGCUCUUGUUCCUGAGUCCUUCAUUGAACCUGUUCAUGGUAAUAUCAACGAUGGUUUGGUGGAUAAUCCCUUGGUAUUUGGUGGUAAUGACCCUUCACUUCAAAUAUUUCUUCCUACGAGGCCAACAGAUGCAUCAGUGCAGGCUGAAUUGAGAGAUCAACCAGAUGUGUCAAAUGGUAUUCAUACUGAGGAUUGGAUUUCUCUCAGGCUUGGGGAUGGUGGUGGAGGGAGCACUGGCGAAUCUGCUGCUGCAAAUGGGUUAAAUUCUGGGCAGCCACUACAGUCGAAGGAAGGUGCUUUGGACUCACUGGCUGAAGCUUCUUUGCUUCUUGGCAUGUCUGAUGGCAGAUCUUCAAAGGCGAGUAGGGAAAGAUCAGAUAGCCCUUUUACAUUUCCUCGACAGCGGCGUUCUGUGAGGCCGAGGUUAUUACUAUCUAUUGAUUCAGACUCUGAAUAAAGGAGUUGUAUUUAGUUGGGAUUUUUUUUCUUGCAAAAAUAUCAAGAAUGCUUCGAGACAUCCUUUUGCUUGUGGAAGACAUAUAAGGGGAAAAUCGGUCUUCAUUCUUGUUCCUAAGUUCACCUGUAUUUGUACAAUGUAGAGGCUGCAAUUUCUCCUGUCAGAAAGUCAUCUGAGAUAUUUGUAGACACACAGUGGAAGAAUUUAGUUGAAACAUCCCCCUGCUUUAAAAGUUUUGCUGCUCGAGAGGGAGUUCUCUUUUGAAUUGGUCAUUCUUCUUCCAGCAGGUCCAGUAAACAUUCCUUCUCUUUUUUAUGCUGAUGAUUAGUUACUAGGUUUCUCGCUUAUAAUGUAAAUGCCUAUGUGGGACAUUAGGGUGCCAAAAUGGAGGAAGAAUCCGACGGGUAAAUUACCAUGGACGUAGUGGGGAGCAAUUUUUAGCAACAAGAUUAUCCUCUUUUUCUCUCUUUUAUUGAAAAAAUACCUUGUAAAUGCCUGACCUCACCUAAACAUUAGUAAUUAAUAGAAAUAGUAUAGUUGGAGUUCAUCAAAUUUUGGUCUUUCUUGUAUUUAAUGUCCAAGUACUUGUUACGAGUGCUCUUCUUCUCGUUUACGGUGUCCCAGCACCUAACCUCUGUAGUGUUUCAACUCUGAAUUUGGAUGCCUUGUUCUGGCAAAAUCAAGGGAGUUUCCAGUAUAUUGGGUGAAUUUGAUCCUCAUCCUUGUUGCUAUGAUCAGCUAUAUCUGUACGUUGUGGUUGCAGUUUCACACAUCAGGAAGCUUCUGACAUGGUUGUAGACAGAGCGCAAAACUUCUUGCGGAACAUCUCCGCUUUAAUACUUGGGGGGACGAAAUCAGGUUGUACAUUUUUCAAAAUUUUUGUUUUCAAUUAGAACGAAAUGUGUAGACCUUUUUUGAGGUUUGUUGUUCUUACAUGUCUAUUUAUGUUUCUUA
Molecule: messenger RNA, 3898 nt
Organism: Coffea eugenioides
Lineage: Eukaryota; Viridiplantae; Streptophyta; Magnoliopsida; Gentianales; Rubiaceae
Product: E3 SUMO-protein ligase SIZ1
Exons: 18
Coding region: 314-2944 (876 amino acids)
Biological process (GO): protein sumoylation
Molecular function (GO): SUMO ligase activity; zinc ion binding
Source: RefSeq, a predicted model, not a curated record